CGCGGCAUCGCGACGCCCUCGGUCAACCCUGCGCACUCCCGUCGCGACGUGAUCAAUUGGGGUGGAUUUGCACCGAGAACGACGUCCCAGUGUACUUGAGUGUCGUGCCGAAGAUUAAUUCUUUUGUAAUUGGUGUUGGUGAAUUUAAUAAAACAUAAAUAUGGCUUGCCUUGGUGAUUGCCUUGACCUAUCACCACCACCAGACGGAAUUUUGUUCAUGCCUCCUCCCCCAGCACCACUCUUUAUGUUUCCUGAUCUCGUGAUCAAUUCAAAUUCUACAAAUUGUGUUACUACUCAAACGUGCGAGGCUGCAGUCGAAUUUUUAAAUAAUAAGGGAAGUUUUAGAAAUAUGGACCGGAUUGAGUAUAAUGAUAUGCCUCGUAAAGAAACUGAGGCAAAAUGGAACGUUUCUGGAAUAGGCGAUACGUGGCUUUUAGCUUUAGUCGCUUCUACUAUUGGAGUUUUAAUCCUCGGAGCGCUUUUGGCGAUGUUUUUGCUAAAAUGUAGAGAAAUGCAUUUGAUCAAUAGCUCAGAGCAUUGCUCCCUGCAUACUAGGGACCUGCGUCCUAUAAAGAAUAUUGAGUCAAGGGAUUGCAACUCGCUUUCUAAUGGAAAUAGCAAACUUAUUCACCCCGUUAAUGCCAGCUUUUACACUCCAACCCCAAGUCUCCAAGAUAACCGGAUGGUUUGGGCGGCAAUUACUCCCAGAGGCACAGAGCAUUUUGUUUCCGAAAACUAUUCUAGGAACCUUAUGGCUUACGAGCCGCCUGAAAACCAUUACGAGAGCAUUGAACCAAGACCGCAUAAUAUCGAAAAUAAUGUGGCUUUUUACGGAGGAUAUCAUAAAGGUAUUUUUAAACCUUCUAACGGUAAACAAUUGAUUUUAAACGCAUUUUUGUCAGAGUAUGACUACGAUGACCCGACCCCUUUGAUCGAGAGCUAUCAGAUGAACGAUAUUGAAUAUGUUGGCGAUCAUCAGUAUCAAACCAUUGGUAAUACGGACAUGAGAUGUGCCAGCCUGAGGUUUAACCAAUAUCCAAUAAAACCGCAAUACCCGACCAUCAUGAAACCGAAAGUGUCUCAACCAACCAGAAUCGAGCACCCCAACUUACCACCCCUAAAUUUAAAUCCUAACCAAAGAAGUGCUAAUAACACUUUAAAGAAGAAUAAUACUGGUUACAGGACUAUGGAUCCUGGCAGGCACUCUAAAUAUGGCCUUUAAGCAGCUUUUGAUAAUUUUGUUGAUUUUGUUUUGUUAUAAUUUAUCUGUUUUUAGUAAUUAAGUAUGUAUAUUUUAAGAAGUUUCACUACAGGGAAAAUUUGAAGUGAUACAUUUGGUUUGCAGGAGCAAAUUUGGAAUUAUCGCCGGGAAUGAUUUUAAAAAAAGUUAUAUAUUUUGUAUUUUGGCUACUUUAUCUAAAUUUCUUCUAUAUCUUUUAAUUUGUGAAAUUCACAAUAGAUAGUUUGCAACACAGAAACCAAAAAAUCAUUUUUAUACUACUAGACUAUAUACCUUUAAGCACAUUUACUAUGUGGGCAUUAAUUUUAAGAAUUUCUGAAUAUGUUGAACUGAACUUUGUCUAUAAUUAAUGUGUUAGAAACAGGGUUUUAUAUAAAGAAGAAACCACAGUAGCAUAUAAUUUAAACCAUUUUCUAGUUCAUUUAGUUAGGUGUUGUAGCUUGUAAACGCGCAGUAUAAUUAAAUAUUUUGUACCUAUUUAAUAACUAUUGUGAUGUAUGUUCCUUAUAUUUAUUUAAGAAUUUUAAUACACAUAUUGUGGUAGUACUUUGCACCAUUUUUCCAAUAUACUUCUAUACUAAUAAAAGUAUUUUUUUCUCUUUCAACUUGGA
This is a messenger RNA of Anthonomus grandis grandis, 1851 nucleotides long. RefSeq lists its product as uncharacterized. The coding region runs from base 161 to 1222 and encodes 353 amino acids. The transcript has 6 exons. The record is from RefSeq and is a predicted model, not a curated record. Lineage: Eukaryota; Metazoa; Arthropoda; Insecta; Coleoptera; Curculionidae.